Messenger RNA from Cutaneotrichosporon oleaginosum, 798 nucleotides. RefSeq lists its product as uncharacterized. Gene Ontology annotation, molecular function: protein-macromolecule adaptor activity; ubiquitin protein ligase binding. Lineage: Eukaryota; Fungi; Basidiomycota; Tremellomycetes; Trichosporonales; Trichosporonaceae. The record is from RefSeq and is a predicted model, not a curated record. Gene Ontology annotation, cellular component: cytoplasm; cytosol; plasma membrane. Gene Ontology annotation, biological process: ubiquitin-dependent endocytosis.
AUGAGCGCGGCCUCCACGCCCGCUGGAUCCACGUUGGGCGUUUCAUCUGCCGGGCAUGGGUCUCAUGUUCACCCGCAUUCCAGCGCCAACCCUCUCGAGAUCAAGCUCGACUCGGACCACCUCGUCCUCCGAGGCCAGGGCAGCGACAUGGCCCCAGCGUACCUCUCCGGCUACGUGAGCUUGUGGCUCGCGGAGAGCACCAACAUCAAGGACAUUACGAUGAGCCUCACCGGCAAGGCCAAGGUCCAGCCGAUUCCUCCCCGGCGCCCGGGGCCUCACAACUACACGCACAACAUCAUUGCGCACGACUGGUCGUUCCUCCAGGGCAACAAGAGGCAUACGCAUACAUUGAAAGCCGGCCUGCACACCUUCCCAUUUUCCUUCACCAUCGAUGGCAAUCUCCCGUCCUCAGUGACGACCUUUCCCGGUGAUGGCGACAUUACAUAUCGACUGCGGGCUCAGGUGAUCCGCUCCGGCCUCGCGUUCAACCUGAGCGCAUACCGCACAUUUACCGUUGUGAGGACAUACACGCCCGAAGCCCUCGAGUUCAACCAGACGCUCGAGAUCGAGAAUACGUGGCCUGGCAAAAUCAUGUACUCGAUCACGCUGCCGUUCAAGGCGUACGCGGCUGGCGACUCGAUCCCGGUCAUCUUAAAGUUCAUGCCUAUUGCCAAGGGCGUGCGAGUAAUCAACAUCACAUCGGUGGUCAAGGAAUAUUCCUUGGUCAACACGCGCGGGUCGACGCAUCCAGAAACACGAGCCGUCAUCACGGUCAAACACGACAUUGUUGACGGGCGA